AUGUGCUACGCGAACCUAUUGACCUGGAUGAAAUGCGGCCACUUCCGCGUCAUCCAGCAGAUGUGCCCAGAUGCACAGAACCGGCAGCCUGCAAGCCUCUGCUUGAGUGCCCACGAGCCUGUCGCCACUGACAUCGACACUGCUCAUGGGUGCUGUCCAGACACCAGCAAGCAUCCAGGAGAGCCGGAUCGUUCAGAAUGGGUCAACAGUCUCGGGAUUGAGCGCACUUCAGGCCGAGGAUGGAUUCCGUAUCACAGUCAUGGACAAGACUCAGUGCUAAUGGCUCAAGAUCAAAUGGUCCCGAGGCUAAGCUUGUAG
Molecule: messenger RNA, 318 nt
Organism: Fulvia fulva
Lineage: Eukaryota; Fungi; Ascomycota; Dothideomycetes; Mycosphaerellales; Mycosphaerellaceae
Exons: 2
Coding region: 1-318 (105 amino acids)
Source: RefSeq, a predicted model, not a curated record